AACCUGGGUACGUUUAAUCAUUUGGUUAUUUAUUGGCUUUUGUAUAUAUUUCUUCUAUGGCCGUAAAAAUAGCAGAUUAGGUAAAGAAAUGGAAAUUGAAAGAAUGAGUAGUGAUAGCAGUGAUUCAGCCGAAACCAUUACCAGUGGCAAUGACAUUACAACCACCGGUGGUGAAAAUAGUGACGAUAUCGGAUCAUCAGGUAUUUCAAACUGCAUUACUACUUCAAAUGUAGGUAUUGUUUCAAAUCCAUUAAAUGACUCUUGUGAAAAUAUAAAAAAAAGUGAAAAACAACCACUUUCACCCUCAAUUGCCGGUUUGUCCAACAAAACCCCAAAGAGUAAAGGAUCAACACCCCUAUCCUCUUUAUCACCAGCAAUCCAAGGUAUCUCAAAUAAAAUAUCAACUCCAAAAAGUAAAAGCUCAACACCUAAAGUUAAAUCAACUUCAUCUGGUACUUAUGAUCAAUUAAAUGAUGAUGAUUUAAAUAAUAAUUUUUCAUUAAAUGGUCAUAAUAAUAAUGAUGAUAAUGAUAAUGAUAAUGAUAAUAAUGACAAUAAUAAUGACAAUAAUAGCGAUAAUGUAGAUGAUAAUAUGGAUAAUAUAGAUUUAAAUGAUAAUAUAAUAGAUGAACCUCAUAAUAAUAAUAAUAAUAAUAAUAAUAAUAAUAAUAAUAAUAAUAAUAAUAAUAAUAAUAAUAGUGUUAUAUAAAUAAUUUUACGAAUAUUUUAAUAAAUACCGAGCAUAUUACUAAAAUACAAAUAUAAUAAUUAAAAAUAAAAAUAUUU
This is a messenger RNA of Dictyostelium purpureum, 786 nucleotides long. RefSeq lists its product as uncharacterized. The transcript has a single exon. Bases 89 to 709 code for a protein of 206 amino acids. NCBI's taxonomy places the organism in Eukaryota, Evosea, Eumycetozoa, Dictyosteliales, Dictyosteliaceae. The record is from RefSeq and is a predicted model, not a curated record.